UUUCCAGACCCACAUCACAACACAUUGUUCCUUCCUUCAUUACUCUCUUUUUUUUUACAACAUCUAUUCUAUCCGGUCCAUUAGAUCAAUUAAUCUAAUUUAAAAUAAUUGUGACCGUCAGAUUUGGUCAUCUCUACCAAGAUCACCAUUAAAUCAAUAUCCAGUCCAUUAAACUGAAUAAAUCCAGCGUCAGACACUAGUGAAUAAGUUAACAAAAGAACCAAACCAACCAACCAGCUCAACGCCAGAGUGGAAGAAGAUGGAUUCGCCAUCAACGACGGAAGAUACAAAGAAAGUAGCAGUUAGGUCGUCGUUCGUCGAGUCAAUUCGCGGCUGUGGCCUCUCCGGCAUCCGUAUUGACAAAGAAGACUUGAAGAAGCAGCUCACCAUGCCUCAGUAUCUUCGCUUCGCAAUGCGUGAUUCCAUUCGUCUUCAGGAUCCCGCCGCCGGAGAGCCUCGAUACCGGAAUCGUGCUCAAGGAGAGGAUGCUGCUGUUCCUUCUUCUCCUAUGGUAGUUUUCAUUAACUCACGUAGCGGUGGACGUCACGGUCCUGCUCUUAAAGCGAGGCUCCAGCAACUCAUGAGCGAAGAACAGGUUUUUGAUUUAUCAGAUGUGAAGCCUCAUGAAUUUGUAAAGUAUGGAUUGGCCUGUUUGGAGAUGUUGGCUGCUCUUGGAGAUUCUUGUGCUAAAGAAACUCGUCAAAGACUCAGGGUUAUGGUUGCUGGAGGUGAUGGUACAGUUGGCUGGGUGUUAGGAUGUCUUACAGAACUUCGCCAGCUAGGUCGUGAACCAGUUCCUCCAAUUGGGAUCGUACCACUUGGGACUGGCAAUGAUCUCUCUAGGAGUUUUAAUUGGGGUGGUUCAUUUCCUUUUGCUUGGAGGUCAGCUAUCAAGAGAAUUCUACAAAAGGCUAGUGCUGGGCCAAUUCAUACUUUGGAUAGUUGGCGACUUUCCAUUACAAUGCCUGAAGGCACACCCGUUAAACCACCACAUUGUUUGAAGCAUGCAGAAGAGUUCACUCUUGAUCAGGGCAUACAAAUUGAGGGAGAACUGCCUGAGAAAGUUACAAGUUAUGAAGGCGUGUACUAUAAUUACUUCAGCAUAGGAAUGGAUGCCCAAGUUGCUUACGGCUUCCAUCAUCUACGCGAUGAAAAACCCUACCUUGCAAGUGGUCCAGUUGCAAAUAAGAUUAUUUAUUCUGGUUACAGUUGUACCCAGGGAUGGUUCUUCACACCUUGCACAAGUGAUCCAGGUCUAAGGGGGCUUAGAAAUAUUUUGCGGAUGCAUAUCAAAAGGGUCAAUAGCUCAGAGUGGGAGCAAGUUACAAUUCCCAAAAGUGUAAGGGCAAUAGUUGCUUUGAAUCUUCAUAGCUAUGGAAGUGGAAGAAACCCAUGGGGUAAACCGAAACCCGAAUAUUUGGAGAAGAAAGGCUUUGUUGAAGCUGAUGUAGCUGACGGGCUCUUGGAAAUAUUUGGUUUAAAGCAAGGAUGGCAUGCAUCAUUUGUCAUGGUUGAUUUGAUCAGUGCGAAGCACAUUGCUCAGGCAGCAGCUAUUCGAUUAGAACUCAGAGGUGGAGGGUGGAAAAAUGCGUACUUGCAAAUGGAUGGAGAACCUUGGAAACAGCCAAUAAGCAAGGACUUCUCGACAUUUGUGGAAAUAAAGAGGGAGCCUUUCCAGUCACUUGUGGUGGGUGGAAAGUGAUUCUGUAUAUGGUUCACUGUUGCACAGCUGGGAUUCAUAAGAAAUGUAUUAUAUGUAAUUUUAGGUAUUGGCUCACCGUUACAUGGAAUAUUUGAUACUCAAAAUCUUCCCUGUUGUUUUUAUUGUGAAAAUUCUAGUUUAUGAAUAGGGAAGAGUAAUUCUUUGAUGGUUUCCAUAAAUUCGUGGAAGGCAUGUGUAUUUAUAUUUAUAGGUUAUCCUGUGUAUUGGAGCUCAAUUAUUUAGUUUUAAGGAAUCGAUUAUUGUUGUAAAAAGAUCUUAUUCGUUUGUGAUGUCAAGGAAAUCUUGUUUUCAUCUUA
Lathyrus oleraceus (garden pea) is the source of this 2019-nucleotide messenger RNA. Its product is annotated as diacylglycerol kinase 3. Gene Ontology annotation, cellular component: membrane. Gene Ontology annotation, molecular function: ATP-dependent diacylglycerol kinase activity. The record is from RefSeq and is a predicted model, not a curated record. The coding region runs from base 260 to 1702 and encodes 480 amino acids. Lineage: Eukaryota; Viridiplantae; Streptophyta; Magnoliopsida; Fabales; Fabaceae. The transcript has 13 exons. Gene Ontology annotation, biological process: phospholipase C-activating G protein-coupled receptor signaling pathway.